Brettanomyces nanus is the source of this 393-nucleotide messenger RNA. RefSeq names its product ribosomal 40S subunit protein S22A (gene RPS22A). Bases 1 to 393 code for a protein of 130 amino acids. Gene Ontology annotation, molecular function: structural constituent of ribosome. The record is from RefSeq and is a predicted model, not a curated record. Gene Ontology annotation, cellular component: cytosolic small ribosomal subunit; ribosome. Gene Ontology annotation, biological process: translation. The transcript has 2 exons. NCBI's taxonomy places the organism in Eukaryota, Fungi, Ascomycota, Pichiomycetes, Pichiales, Pichiaceae.
AUGGGAAGAACUUCUGUCCUUGCGGACGCCCUUAAGUCCAUUAAUAAUGCCGAGAAAACAGGUAAAAGACAAGUUUUGAUUAGACCUUCUUCAAAGGUUAUCGUCAAGUUCUUGCGUGUUAUUCAGAAGCAUGGAUACAUUGGUGAGUUCGAGUACAUCGAUGAUCACAGAUCUGGCAAGAUAGUUAUUCAGUUAAACGGUAGGUUGAACAAGGUUGGUGUCAUUCAACCAAGAUUUAAUGUCAAGAUUAACGAGAUUGAGAGAUGGACCGACAACUUGUUACCAGCCAGACAGUUUGGUUUCGUUAUUUUGACCACCUCUGCUGGCAUUAUGGACCACGAGGAGGCUAAGAGAAAGCAUGUUUCAGGUAAGAUCUUGGGUUUUGUUUACUAA